AAGCCCAGCCCCCGGGAGUGGGAGAGGUUAUGAAGUGGCUAGCGUGCUCGGAGGCCCCGACGUGCGGCAGCUGAGCCGGGCCCAGCGCGCUCCCUCUGGCCCGGGGAGAGGUUUGAGCUCGGGGACCCGGGGUGGCUCCUCGCAACGCGUCGGGAAGUACGGGCGAGGGCUGAGGUCAGAGUCCUCCGCGCCUGGGGCUGCUUUUUCCGGGCGCGGUGCCUCCCGGGGGCGCACCCCUUGUGCAUGGCCUCGGUCUCCGCGACAGCGGCCGGUUGGCUGUCACAGGGGCCCUCGGUUGGCCCUUUCCUGCUUUAUAGCGUGCAAACCUCGCCGCGCCGGGGCCAAGGGACAAGUUGGAGCUGUUGAUCUGUUGCGCAAUUGUUAUUUUCCCCAGGGCGGCUUUGUCUUUGGAUUUUGCGUUUCAGAAUUGCAAUUCCAAAAUGUGUAAGGCAGGAUAUUCUGUUCUGUGCUGUCAAGGGACAUGGAUUUGAUUGACAUACUUUGGAGGCAAGAUAUAGAUCUUGGGGUAAGUCGAGAAGUAUUUGACUUCAGUCAGCGGCAGAAGGAGUAUGAGCUGGAAAAACAGAAAAAACUUGAAAAGGAAAGACAAGAACAACUCCAAAAGGAGCAAGAGAAAGCCUUUUUUGCUCAGUUACAACUAGAUGAAGAGACAGGUGAAUUCCUCCCAAUUCAGCCAGCCCAACACAUCCAGUCAGAAACCAGUGGAUCAGCCAACUACUCCCAGGUUGCCCACAUUCCCAAACCAGAUGCUUUGUACUUUGAUGACUGCAUGCAGCUUUUGGCAGAGACAUUCCCAUUUGUAGAUGACAAUGAGGUUUCUUCGGCUCCAUUUCAGUCACUUGUUCCUGAUAUUCCCAGCCACAUUGAGAGCCCAGUCUUCAGUUCUCCCAAUCAGGCUCAGUCACCUGAAACUUCUGUUCAGGUGCUUGCUGCUGAUUUAGACAAUAUGCUGCAGGACGUUGAGCAAGUUUGGGAGGAGCUAUUAUCCAUUCCAGAAUUACAGUGUCUUAAUAUUGAAAAUGACAAGUUUGUUGAGACUGCCAUGGUUCCAAGUCCAGAAGCCAAACUGACAGAAAUUGACAACAAUUAUCAUUUCUACUCAUCGAUCCCCUCACUGGAAAAAGAAGUAGGUAACUGCAGUCCACAUUUUCUUAAUGCUUUUGAGGAUUCCUUCAGCAGCAUUCUCUCUACAGAAGACCCCAACCAGUUAGCAGUGAACUCAUUAAAUUCAGAUGCCACAGUAAACACAGAUUUUGGUGAUGAAUUUUAUUCUGCUUUCAUAGCAGAGCCCAGUAUCAGCAACAGCAUGCCCUCCUCUGCUACUUUAAGCCAGUCACUCUCUGAACUUCUAAAUGGGCCCAUUGAUGUUUCUGAUCUGUCACUGUGUAAAGCUUUCAAUCAAAACCACCCUGAAAGCAUAGCAGAAUUCAAUGAUUCUGACUCUGGCAUUUCACUGAACACAAGUCCCAGCAUGGCAUCACCAGAACACUCAGUGGAAUCUUCCAUCUAUGGAGACACACCACUUGGCUUCAGUGAUUCUGAAAUGGAAGAGCUAGAUAGUGCCCCUGGAAGUGUCAAACAGAAUGGUACUAAAACACAGCCAACACAUUCUUCUAAGGAUACAGUGCAACCACUGUCACCAUCUCGGGGGCAUAGUGCUCCAGUGCCUGAUGCCCAGUGUGAAAGCACACCAAAGAAAGAAUUGCCUGUAAGUCCUGGUCAUCGAAAAACCCCAUUCACAAAAGACAAACAUUCAAGCCGCUUGGAGGCUCAUCUCACAAGAGAUGAGCUGAGGGCCAAAGCUCUCCAUAUCCCCUUCCCUGUAGAAAAAAUCAUUAACCUCCCUGUUGAUGACUUCAAUGAAAUGAUGUCCAAGGAGCAGUUCAAUGAGGCUCAACUUGCACUUAUUCGAGAUAUACGUAGGAGGGGUAAGAAUAAAGUGGCUGCUCAGAAUUGCAGAAAAAGAAAACUGGAAAAUAUAGUAGAGCUAGAGCAAGACUUAGAUCAUUUAAAAGAUGAAAAAGAAAAAUUGCUUAAAGAAAAAGGAGAAAAUGACAAAAGCCUACAUCUACUGAAAAAACAACUCAGCACCUUAUAUCUCGAAGUCUUCAGCAUGCUUCGUGAUGAAGAUGGAAAACCUUAUUCUCCUAGUGAAUACUCUCUGCAGCAAACAAGAGAUGGCAAUGUAUUCCUUGUUCCCAAAAGUAAGAAGCCAGAUGUUAAGAGAAACUAGAUUUGGGAGGAUUUGACCUUUUCUGAGCUAGGUUUUUUUUUUUUUUUUUUUUGUACUGUUAUACUAAAAGCUCCUACUGUGAUGUGAAAUGCAGAAAUAUACUUUAUAAUUCUAUGCAAAAUUUUAGCGAAAAUUAGAAUAUACAUAAUAUGAAACUUUAAAAAGCAUUAAAGUAUCAGUAUGUUCAAUCACUAGUUUCACUUUAACUGUAAACUUAAUUUCUUAGGACACCAUUUCAGCUAGUUUCUGUAUAAGUGUAAAUACUACAAAAACUUUUUAUUUAUACUGUUCUUAUCUCAUUUGUUACAUUCAUAGAUUUAUAUAAUACAUCUGGCUAAAAGUAAAUUGUUGCAAAACUAACCACUAUGUACUUUUUUUAUAAAUACUGUGUGAACAACAAAGAAUGGCUUUUUUUAUAUUAAAUUGUUCAGCUGUGGCAAAAAAAAAAAAAAAUUAAAGAGCUGGUACUAAUAAAGGAGUAUUAUGACUGUUAAAUUA
Molecule: messenger RNA, 2752 nt
Organism: Galeopterus variegatus (Sunda flying lemur)
Lineage: Eukaryota; Metazoa; Chordata; Mammalia; Dermoptera; Cynocephalidae
Gene: NFE2L2
Product: nuclear factor, erythroid 2-like 2
Exons: 5
Coding region: 482-2254 (590 amino acids)
Biological process (GO): regulation of transcription by RNA polymerase II; cellular response to oxidative stress
Cellular component (GO): nucleus
Molecular function (GO): RNA polymerase II cis-regulatory region sequence-specific DNA binding; DNA-binding transcription factor activity, RNA polymerase II-specific
Source: RefSeq, a predicted model, not a curated record